Molecule: messenger RNA, 648 nt
Organism: Schistocerca americana (American grasshopper)
Lineage: Eukaryota; Metazoa; Arthropoda; Insecta; Orthoptera; Acrididae
Exons: 2
Coding region: 1-648 (215 amino acids)
Source: RefSeq, a predicted model, not a curated record
AUGAUGCAGAGGAGGAAGAUAAAGGCUUUAUGUGUGCAAGAGACAAGGUGGAAGGGCAAUAAGGCAAAGAUCUUAGCUGAAGGCUAUAAGCUAUUUUAUAGUAGUGAAAGCCCGGAAUCAAGAAAUGAAUUUGGUGUUAUUCUGCACAGAGAGCUUCAAGACGAGGUAUGUGAAGUCAGCAGAGUAAAUGGUAGGAUCAUGUAUGUUAAGAUGAUGUUUGGCGGAGAAAUGGUAACAGUGCUGACAGCCUAUGCGCCCCGAGCGGGAUGUUCGGAGGACGAGAAGGAAACAUUUUGGAGAGAUUUGGAUGGAGUAAUGGUCGGAAUACCAGAGAAUGAAAGAGUUAUAGUUGGAGGGGAUCUAAAUGGCCAUCUUGGUGGAAGGAAAGAGAGUGUGCAGGAGUGGUGGAAAAUAAAUAGUGCUGUUAUAAGGAAGACCGGGGAAGAAGUGUUUGGGUUAACAUCUGGGAGAGGGGUGCCAAAAGAUAAGGAAGCAUGGUGGUGGAAUGAAGAAGUGCUGAAGGUUGUCAAGGAAAAGAAAGACGCUAAGAGGAAGUGGGAUGUGUCCAGAAGUGCUGAGGAUGGGCAAGCAUACAAAAGUGCAAAGAAGGAGGCAAAACGAGCCGUGGCUAAAGCUAAAGCUGAAUGA